CCGGUGUCAUUAGGCGAUAGCCAUUGAAUCAUUCGAUCUGCUUUUUUUUUUUUUCCUUCUUCCUCUCCCCCUUUUCCCCCUUCCUUCUUCUGGGGGGUCAGACGCGCAACUCGGCCGCGCUGGCUGCUGGCGUCGGGCUGGUCGGCCCCCGUAUUUCUUUUUUUUUCUUCUCUUCCUUCUUCUCCGUAGUCGGGCUGCGUCUCUCCGGCGAUUUCCAUGGUUUUCCGAUCGCCUUUAGAGCUUUAUCCCUCCCACUUCUUCCUGCCCAACUUCGCCGAUCGCCCGCUGCUCCUGGCGAACGGCGCGCCGGCCGCCCGCUCCCCGGAAGACUUGUCCAUGUUCCAGCUACCCACGCUCAACUUCUCCCCGGAGCAGGUGGCGAGCGUCUGCGAGACGCUGGAGGAGACGGGCGACAUCGAGCGGCUGGGCCGCUUCCUGUGGUCGCUGCCCGUGGCGCCGGGCGCCUGCGAGGCCAUCAACAAGCACGAGUCCAUCCUGCGCGCCCGCGCCGUGGUGGCCUUCCACACGGGCAACUUCCGCGACCUCUACCACAUCCUGGAGAACCACAAGUUCACCAAGGACUCGCACGGCAAGCUGCAGGCCAUGUGGCUGGAGGCGCACUACCAGGAGGCCGAGAAGCUGCGCGGGCGCCCGCUGGGUCCCGUGGACAAGUACCGCGUGCGCAAGAAGUUCCCGCUGCCUCGGACCAUCUGGGACGGCGAGCAGAAGACGCACUGUUUCAAGGAGCGGACGCGGAGCCUGCUGCGGGAGUGGUACCUGCAGGACCCCUACCCCAACCCCAGCAAGAAAAGGGAACUGGCGCAAGCCACCGGACUCACCCCCACACAGGUCGGCAACUGGUUCAAGAACCGGAGGCAACGAGACAGAGCCGCGGCGGCCAAAAACAGGCUGCAGCACCAAGCCAUGGGAGCGGGCGCCAUGAGGUCGCUGUCCGAGGCCGGCCUGACCCCUCACAGCUCGGCCGAGUCGCCGUCGACGGCGGCCAGUCCCACCACCAGCGUGUCGAGCGCCACGGAGCGCGCCGACGCCGGCACGUCCAUCCUCUCCGUCACCUCCAGCGACUCCGAGUGCGACGUAUGAUAGCAAACGGCCACGCCGAAAGAGAAUUAUCCACAGGACCUGAGAGGAAAAACAAAAACAACAACAACAACAACAACAACGGACUCGGAUGGAGGAGUCACAAGGACCGAUCGCUAUAAAUAUGACGUAAAAAAAAAAGAUACUGCACGUGUUUGUUUGUUACUUGGUGGGUUUUUUUUUGUUUUUUUGUUUUUUGAAUGAGAAACGCUUUGAAAAAGACAAAAAAGGAGCCAACGCUUGACGCCCUUCUUCGUCGUCUUCAUCACACGCCAACAAUACUCAACUUGCAUGAACAGUCCCUUGUUUUGAUUUUUAAAUUUUUUUUAAAUUAUGAAAUGGGAUUCUUUUGCAUCCAGAGGAGCAACGAGCAGAGGGAAUUCAAAAGGUUUGGACCCUUUAUUUUUGGGAUGAUGUCACGCAGACCAGAUGGGGUUUUUCUUUUUCUUUUUUUUUUUUGUUCAUCAGACAAUCAUUUCAAGUCGUAAGCACCUUUUUUUGUUGUUGUUGUUCCAAAAAAAAAAAGAGAAAAUCUUUUUCUCCUUCGUCACCGUCUGCCUGCGCGGGGCCAAAACAAUGUAUGAGAUUUUUAUUUUCGAUAUAUUUUUUGGGGUGGGGGGGAGGGUGGGGGUUUUAAUAUGGGAGGAUGUCGCUUUAAGCGAAGAAGAAAAUGACAAGGGCAUCCCUCUCCCGCGCUGUAAUAUAU
Hippocampus zosterae (dwarf seahorse) is the source of this 1804-nucleotide messenger RNA. Its product is annotated as homeobox protein SIX3. Gene Ontology annotation, molecular function: RNA polymerase II cis-regulatory region sequence-specific DNA binding; DNA-binding transcription factor activity, RNA polymerase II-specific. Gene Ontology annotation, cellular component: nucleus; transcription regulator complex. Gene Ontology annotation, biological process: eye development; brain development; regulation of transcription by RNA polymerase II. The record is from RefSeq and is a predicted model, not a curated record. The coding region runs from base 217 to 1101 and encodes 294 amino acids. NCBI's taxonomy places the organism in Eukaryota, Metazoa, Chordata, Actinopteri, Syngnathiformes, Syngnathidae. The transcript is spliced from 2 exons.